This is a messenger RNA of Armigeres subalbatus, 1291 nucleotides long. RefSeq names its product chromobox protein homolog 1-like. Gene Ontology annotation, molecular function: chromatin binding. Gene Ontology annotation, cellular component: pericentric heterochromatin; nucleus. The transcript has 5 exons. Bases 211 to 759 code for a protein of 182 amino acids. The record is from RefSeq and is a predicted model, not a curated record. Lineage: Eukaryota; Metazoa; Arthropoda; Insecta; Diptera; Culicidae. Gene Ontology annotation, biological process: negative regulation of transcription by RNA polymerase II; chromatin organization.
UCAGUCAAAAAGAAGAACGCAGAAAAAAAGAAUACAACCAAACUUCUCCCUUGUGUGCAGUGGUAAAAUAUAGCAUCGGGAAAAAUCCGUAAAAUUGGGACGUAAAAUCGCGUACGCGCUUGGAAAUCGUAUCUCACCGGGAAAAGUGCGUGUCCCCGCAUCCGGAGCAUCUGGAAUAUUCAACGGAAGCAUAAAACAUCAUAAACAGCCAUGAGCAAGAAGGCACCCGCCAAAAACGACGGACCAGUAGAACAGGAAGGCGAAUUCUCCGUUGAAAAGAUUCUCGACAGGAGAGUUGUCAAUGGAAAGGUGGAAUACUAUCUAAAAUGGAAGGGCUACUCAUCGAACGACAACACAUGGGAACCGGAAGAGAAUCUAGACUGUCCAGAUCUGAUCCAAGCGUAUGAAGAAACGAGAAAAAAGAAGGAAAAGGAAGCUAAAGAAGAAGGCUCAAGCAAAAAAGGCCGCAAAUCUACGGCAGACGAUAAAGCACCCUCGGCAAAGAGAAAGUCCACCGGUGGAGAAGACAAGAAAAUCGGUUUCGACCGGGGCUUGGAGCCUGAGGAAAUUCUUGGUGCCACUGAUCAUAAUGGGCAGCUGAUGUUUUUGAUGAAGUGGAAGGACGCGGCCAACGCAGAUCUCGUACCGGCAAAGCAAGCCAACGUCAAGUGUCCGCAGGUUGUUAUCAAGUUUUAUGAAUCGCGCCUCACAUGGCAGACGUCCGAGAAGAAGAACGACUCGAAGGAUGAUUACGCCUAAACACACAAGUAUCAACUAUUGAAUAGAUACGGUUUAAUCGGUAAGAAUAUCUAUAAUGUGAAUCUAUUUUAAGUAUCACUGUUUUCCUGCCCACACAAAUCCGGAAAAUUUUAACGAAAUUUUGGGAAAAUCAUUUUUUGAUAUUUACUGACAAAGCAAUCCGCUUAUUGCAAACCAAGGUUCCAUAUUUUCUAAAAAAUCUCAAAGAACAGUACAGAUAUCUUGAACAGCGAUUAUGAAAUUUGUUAUUGUUUCAAUCGUUUGAGUUUGUUAUAUUUUCAUACAUAGUAUCAAAAGUGCUAUUUAGGUGAACAUAAAAAAGUGGCUUUUCUUUUUUUUUAUAUCAGGUACAAUUAGUUCGUAUCAGUGUGACAUAAUUUGUUUACUUUAGAAUGGCUUAGAAGCAUAUAUAUUUUGUGAAACAACAAAGGAAGACAUGACUGUAUUCGUCUACGUGAAAAGCAAACCUGGAUUAUGUGUAAGAAAGUGGUCAUUUAAAUACUAUAAUAUUCAAUAAAAGUAUAAAAUUAAA